CCUACCGUUUGGUAGUCAGGAAUUGCCAAAAAAAGACAUAGGCUGGUCUCUGACUGUAAUGAGAGCGUGUUUAUGUCCAAAUGUCCGUCUAGCUCUCUUACAGUCAGAGUACUCGGGCUAGUGACGCUAGAGAGUGAUGGCGUGCCUCGUCAUGCAUGGGUUUUUCAAAUCGAUCUGUUGUUCAAUAACUGAAUGUAAGCGUUCUCAAUAGCAACUAGGAGAAUGUGCCGUUCCUUUGUAUGCAUUCAUAUUACACAUAAAACAUUUCUGUACGGAAAUUCUCAAAAGGCUUAAAACGGGUUUUUUAGGAAAAACCACAGGCUAAAUAUGUGUACAUGUAACUUCCUGUCUGGACUGCUAUAUAUAACUGUAUCCCACAGAUCUCCAUGGCUUUCUGCCAACAAACAGAUUAAACCAGCUGAAACUAAACUCGAUCACUUUACAGGCAGCUAGUUCAGUAUUCUGUGCGCACUUCGUUCAAUCGGAAUUCCAAGCAACUAGAUUCAGGUCGGGACAUCCUACCAUCAGAAGGGUAAUACACAACUGAGGAGGAAGCCCCAGCCUUAAUACUCCCCAAGGACUCCCUGGUUCGUAAUCCACCAAGAGGAUAGUACACAAAUGGGGAGACGAACCAGCCUCCUUUUCGAGUGUAUUCAACGUUAAGAAGAUCAUGCAUCUGGUUUUAGCACCCGGAGUUCUCUUUCUGCUGCUGCUAAUUAAACUGGGAUCAGGUGAAAACUAUCCUGAAGAUCUCAGAAUUAUCUUACUGGGUAAAACUGGAAGCGGGAAAAGUGCACUAGGAAACACUAUCUUGGGAUCAAAGGUAUUUAAAGAGAGUGCAGGAGGUGACAGUGAAACCCGCAAUUCUAUUGUCAGAACUGUGCCUGUCAACGGAAGGCUUGUUAAAGUGAUUGAUACUCCAGGAUUUUUUGACACCAAUUUAAGUGAAGAUGAAUUGAAGACAAAAAUUGAAAAAUCAGUCAACGCCGCUCUGCCUGGGCCGCAUGUCUUCCUGUAUACACAUGCUGUUGGUACAAGGUGGACGAAACAGGAAGAUGAGGCGUUCAAACAGGCAGGAAAAAUCUUUGGUAAGGCAUUAAACAACUUUACCAUUGUGGUCUUCACGAAACGCGACCAGCUGGAUGUUUCUGAAGAGAAAUAUCUUGAGAGUAAGGCGUUACGUGAUAUUAAAGAGAAGAUCAAUGGAAGGUUCUUGUUUAUAGAUAACACGAACCUUUCGAAUACAAACCAAGUAAACAAAUUACUAAAAAUGUGUGAUGAAGUCUACGAUGAAAACGAUUCACAAUUGUACAUAUCUCAACUCUUUGAAAAAGCCAAAAAGGAAGAACAGGAAAGUUUGGAAAGGGAGUUAAAUGAAAAGGAAGAAAAGAAGGAAAGGGAAAGGGUACAAUUACGAUGGCAAGAAAGGGAAAAAUUGGAAAAAGAAAGAUCAGACAGAGAGGAGAAAGAAUGGGAAAACACGCAGAAAUACUUGAAAAUAGCAGCAGUCGCUGGGGUUAGUGCUACUGCAGCAAUAUACUUUGGACCAGCAGUAGCAGCAUAUGCAGCCAAAUUAAAAUGCGUAGCAGCAGCAAAAGCAACAGCAGCCAAGGUGUUCUUGCUGCUAGCCUAACAAUAACAUUACACACCACACUCUCUGGAGGUCAAUGCUUCUGUACCAGCUAGAUUAGGCUUUUAAAGGUACAAUACCUAGCAUAAUCACAACUGUUCGCCAAUAUUAGUUGCUAACUUUUGCUUUGAAAUUUUGGGAUUAAGCAUUUAACUAUAUAGUAUACCCCAAAAAAUAUUAACUAAAUAUUUUCAUUUAUUAUUAGAAGCAAAUUAUUUUAUUGGAAAAUAUUCAGUUAACAACCGACUCUGUAACGCUAUAUAUAUAUGUCCGGCUGAUGUUGCCAACAAAUGUGCGAUCAACUGGUAUCUCAUUUGUCUGUUGGCACUAGUCAGUGGCGAAUCUAAGGGGGGACCCAGGGGGCCCGGGCACCCCUAAAUUUUACUCUUUGUUUCAUUUGUUACGUUCUAGAAUCCGAGGAAUACCUUUGGGAACGAUUGUGGCAUUCAGCCACAUGUCAUUCGGGCCCCCAUUAAAUGGAUUUUCAGAAUCCGCCACUCCUAGGUAGUCAACUUGCAAUAUUUUGUGGAUUUGGCGAUUUCUAAAGAUUUGUGACGACGUCAUAAGACAAUAAUCUCAUUGUACUAAACUCAACUCUGUAUGUUACAAUUUCCACAUUCCUGAGAUAUUUGCGCAAGCAUUUUGCAUAGAAUUGAUUAAUUUAUAGUUGUAUAUUAAAACUAAAUAUAAACAUAGCUAAAUAUAGCCCUGGUAUCUGUGGAAUAGCAUCUUUAAUUUAGUAACAGAAUAGUCUUACAUAUUUAUUUUAUAUGACAUACGUUCACUGGUAUCUUCAGACUGGUUCUAACUUUUACCGUCCCAACCAGUGCCUCGCGAUUGCUAUAUAAAAGGUUGUGGUAUGUACUGUUCUGUCUCUAAGAAUGUGCAUAGAACGGAUCGCCUGCUGCUAAUGGGGAAAUGAAGCGGAUUUCCUCUGAAGACCAUCUGUCAGAAUUAACAAAUGUUUGACGUUUAAUGGCCGACAGACUUUACCUUAACUACGUCUGUAAGGGGGGACAACCUCAAUGAAUUCAUUUGAUAUUAAUUUAUAUGAUUCAGUUCAGAUAAUCCAGUGACGCCAGUUUGGGAAGUUAUAAUAACUUCAUAAAUAACUAGUAGGUUGCCAGGAUUGGACUGGACUGCGGUUGAACACGGUAGGGGGUGGGGGUGAUGGGAUGCCGGGAGUUAGGGCAUUAUUUGGGGCUAUAGGCGUAGGCGUUUCGGCCUUGGAUUUUGUGUAGGGCUGGCCACCCCUCCCUCCCGACCCUCACCUGGUCGCACCAAUGUUUAAAAUAUGAUUGGCAGCCCCUUUCCUUUUAACCUCCCAUGGGCUUAAUGCAUAUUGUUUUAUAAUUAUUAUUAGUUUUAGACCAACCCAU
Gigantopelta aegis is the source of this 3009-nucleotide messenger RNA. Its product is annotated as GTPase IMAP family member 4-like. Gene Ontology annotation, molecular function: GTP binding. The record is from RefSeq and is a predicted model, not a curated record. Bases 671 to 1633 code for a protein of 320 amino acids. The transcript is spliced from 4 exons. NCBI's taxonomy places the organism in Eukaryota, Metazoa, Mollusca, Gastropoda, Neomphalida, Peltospiridae.